AUGGCCCGGGUGAACAGCGCUGGGCUCGGCACAUGCACGGGCACGGCGGUCGGCCACAAGCAAGGCGCUCGGCACGGCGCUCGACACGGCCCUUGGCCAUGGGCGCGGCGCUCGGCCACGAGCAAGGCACUCGACCAGGCACGAGCAAAUAGCCGAGCGAGCGAGCGGGCGAGCGGCGGCGGCAACGGGGACGACGACGACGACGGUGGCGGCAGCGAGCAGCUACAACGGCAACGCGGCAGCAACGAGCCGAAGGGGAGGGGGAGGUCAGCCGGGGGUGGAGAUGGCGAGAGAGAAAGGAGGCUAGGGGCUGAGGGGGAGCGAGCCGGCGGCGACAGGCGGCACGGCGGCGGUCGGUGGCAAGGGGGGCUGGGUGGUGGUGGUGAGAGCAGCGGCGGCCGGCACGGUGGCGUGCCUUCGACUGGCGAGCUGGACAGAGGGGAGAGGAGCUCGGGGAAGCUAGGGCUGAGGGGGGUGAACCGGCGACAGCGGCGACGCAGCGGACGGGUUGAGCAGGGCGGUGACGGCUGGGCAGCACCGGGCCGUGACAGGCGUGGCGACGAGCUGGCUAGCGAUGGAAUUUUGGAAUUACUUACUUCGUCUUCUUCAUCAGAACUUGAUUCUGAGUCUGAAUUUUCCAUCAAGCAGAUAUUGGCAUAUUCUUGUUCGCUUUUAUCAUAA
Syzygium oleosum is the source of this 681-nucleotide messenger RNA. Its product is annotated as glycine-rich cell wall structural protein 1.8-like. Lineage: Eukaryota; Viridiplantae; Streptophyta; Magnoliopsida; Myrtales; Myrtaceae. The transcript is spliced from 2 exons. Bases 1 to 681 code for a protein of 226 amino acids. The record is from RefSeq and is a predicted model, not a curated record.